CAUAGCGCUCUAUAUUUGAAUCAGAAAUUAGUGUACGAUAUUGUUUAUAUGGAUAAACUGUUAAGUUGGACAAAAUAAGUGAAUUAAUAUUCAUUUUACAAAUUAACUAGGAGAAAUUAGAAAAGAUAUAUUUCUGCCUAUCAGGAAGUCUGCCUAGCAUUACAGGAAAGAAACAUAAAACUUCAGGUUUCUCCUUGAAAGUUACCCUUACAAUAAAUAUGCUGGAAUUGCCAGAAAAUCUUGUGAAAUCUCUUGAGCUUCUAAGAACUGGUCUGGAGUAUUGUUUUGAAGAAGAAAAUCCACUUUUUGAUGGUAUAAAACAAAUUAAAGAAUUCAAGGAUGUUCAACAAAAUAAAUACAAUGAAAGCUUGAAAGCUCUACAGGCACGUUGUCGAGAAGAACAGAAUAAACUGAAAGAUAUUUCAGUCCAAGAAAUAUAUAAUAAAAAAAUUGAGAAACUUCAGUCAGAACUCAACUCCAAAAAGGAACAGUUAGAUAAGAUUAAAGUUGAGUGUUCAGAGUUGAAAGAGGCAAUAAAACAGAAAGAAGAGGAGAAAAAGCAACUUGAUAAAAGAUUACAAGAAGUGAGAGAGAAAAAAUUGGAGACUAUACCUGCUUUAAGAAAAGAAUUGAUGCUGUAUACGAAAAUAACUGGCUUGAGAUGGGACUACGACAGCUCAGAAGAUGAAAUUAAAGGUUUAAUUAAGUCAAAUAUUGAAGUGAAGCCGUUCUCUCUGAAUCUUAACCAGAACUCCCAGUUCUUUAUCACCAAUCAUCUGUGGGACCUCAUCGGUAGCCAACAGUGAUUUUAUUCAUCUUACUUAUUGAUAAGAUACCCGACUAACAUUAACUAACUAUCUCGUUAGUCACUGACAAGGUUCUAAACUCCUUGGAACUUUUACUACAAUGUCUGAUAUGGCAAAAGAUCCAUUUUUGUAUUCUAUUUAUUGUGACCUAAAUUAAAAAUUGCUUCUUAUGAAAAGUACAGAAAAUGAUAGCAACCAAGAAAAGUGUAAAGUAACUGCUCAGCCAAAUUGUGAUCAGAUUUAUUUUUUUUAUAUUGAUGUUGAUGUCAUGAUUAAACUGGUGAACUAAAUACGACAUAAAAUUAAAAAAAUUAAAAAACAAACAAAUGCACACCAUUUAUUCAUACAAAAUAGCCCCAAAAAAGUUGACCCCUUUGUGUGACUUCUUUAAUAAUUCUUUAAAAAAAAACAUUAUCCAAAUCUGUAGAAUUGUGUAAAAAUGGUAGAAACAGAUUAUCAAAACAAAAGAUCUGAACAAGAUUUUAACUUCACUUCAUACCAAUGGUUUUGAUUGUCUCUAUUAUCUGUUCUACAUGUUUACCUACCACUGACAAGCACACCUUUUCUCAUAAGUAUGAUAUGAUUGUUUGAGAUAACACCCUUGGUUUUUGGUGCUUGUCUCUACUGAACUCGUUAAAUACAUGAAGAAAAGUGUGAAAUUGUAUUAAUUGAUAACACCCUUGGUUUUUGGUGCUUGUCUCUACUGAACUCGUUAAAUACAUGAAGAAAAGUGUGAAAUUGUAUUAAUUGAUAACACCCUUGGUUUUUGGUGCUUGUUUGUACUGAACUUGUUAAAUACAUGAAGAAAAGUGUGAAAUUGUAUUAACUGAAGAUGUGUUAUGUUUGCACAGAGUAAAUGAUGAAGAAAUACUGCAAAUAAUUAACAAUAUUAAAAACUUCAAUUUCUGUACUUUAUUGUGUAUGCGAACAAAACAUCGGCAACAACAGGCUUUAAAGAUUAGAGACAAAAAAAAUAUUCGCAGAUCAGAUUUUUGAGUAUUAGAAUGUUAGUGUUCAUAAUUUUGAAUCAUUAAAUAUUGGUAUGAUAAUGUUUACUUUUAGCAGAAACUUAAUAAGGGUCAUUGUCUUUUUUUUGUGUGUGUUAUUUGUUUUCAACUCUGUGAUGGAAAUUAUCAGUUUGAUAUAGUUAGUCAAAUAAUGGUUGCAGUGUUUCAUCCACAGAGGAGGAAUAAAUGGUAGCUUUAGGAUCCAGAAAUGGUUUUUGGUGUUUGAUUUCAUGGUUUUGUACUUCAGAUGUGGAAGGUUAAGUAUGUAAACGCAUACUACUAGUAUUCAAUAUUUUAUUUUUACUUUACAUUUUAAGAAGCUUCUGAUAUUAGUUGACAUAUUUACUUGUGUUGUAUAUUCAGAGUAAAAAUGUGUGUAUAUUUUACUUGCAUGUAUAACUGUAGUAGCAAGCAUAAAUUAGUUACAUGUAACUUAGAUAAAAACUUGUAUGCGUGCCAAGCUCCCGUUACUGCAAGCUUUCGUUUCAUAUAUUUGUACAUGACAAUUACUGUAAUAUGAUAAUAUUCAGUUUAGCACUUUUUAAUUAGAUACCGAUUAGACGAAAAUGUUUGAUGCAUGUUUUAAAGACUGAGGUAUAUAAUGUUGAUAUUGAAAGUAAUCAAAUGUGUAUUGUUUUUUAUCACUUGCCAAAUAAAAGUGGCAAAGAAU
Molecule: messenger RNA, 2483 nt
Organism: Limulus polyphemus (Atlantic horseshoe crab)
Lineage: Eukaryota; Metazoa; Arthropoda; Merostomata; Xiphosura; Limulidae
Product: kinetochore protein Spc24-like
Exons: 5
Coding region: 219-806 (195 amino acids)
Source: RefSeq, a predicted model, not a curated record